UACCAGCGCUACGAAACUUCGGAACGCCUCUUCUUACGAUGGGCCUCCUCACCGACCUUUUACUACCAAGUCACCGCACUCUCAGGCGUGGCGGCGACUGUCUACGUCUACAAUCUUGAGACUGUCGACGUCAGUGGAAGACGCAGAUUCAACAUCAUAUCACCUGAAUUGGAGAAAUUUAUGGCGGAAGGGCAAUAUGAGCAGGUCCUGCGAGAAUUUGGGCCGAAGAUCAUGAGUGAACGCAGUAAAGAGCAUAGGCAAGUACAAAGGGUCCUUCAGAGACUACUACCGCAUUCUGGACUAGAGGGAGAGCAGUGGGAAGUACAUGUCAUUGACGAUGAUAUGAAGAAUGCUUUCGUAAUACCUGGCGGGAAGGUCUUCGUGUUUCGCGGGAUUCUGGAUAUAUGCCAGGGCGAUGAGGGCCUUGCUGCCGUUCUGGGACACGAAAUUGCGCAUAACGUUGCACAUCAUGCCGCGGAGAGGAUGAGCCGAAUGUCGAUUUUGACGGCGCUUGCUACGUUCACGCAUUUCUUCGUUGGUGUAGACUUCGGAUUGGCGAGACUUGUCAACAACCUUGUCUUCGACUUGCCUGGAAGCAGAAAAGAAGAAGAAGAGGCGGAUUACAUCGGCUUGCUCAUGAUGGCUGAGAGCUGUUAUAAUCCGGAAGCUGCGAUGGGCAUAUGGCAACGUAUGGAAAUAUACGAGAAGAGCAUGGGUGGAGCGCCGCCGCAGUUCUUGAGUACGCAUCCAAGCUCGCAUGCCAGGCUUGAGAAGAUUCGGGGUUGGUUGCCGAAGGCUCAGCAGAAGUUGGAGGAUGGCAACUGCGGUACGACGGGAGUGUAUGCCCAGAGUUUUGGCAACACUAUGCAGGACUUUGCGCGCUGG
This is a messenger RNA of Pseudocercospora fijiensis CIRAD86, 885 nucleotides long. RefSeq lists its product as uncharacterized. Gene Ontology annotation, molecular function: metalloendopeptidase activity. The transcript has a single exon. The record is from RefSeq and is a predicted model, not a curated record. The annotation marks the transcript as partial. Gene Ontology annotation, cellular component: mitochondrial inner membrane. NCBI's taxonomy places the organism in Eukaryota, Fungi, Ascomycota, Dothideomycetes, Mycosphaerellales, Mycosphaerellaceae. Gene Ontology annotation, biological process: mitochondrial protein processing; protein quality control for misfolded or incompletely synthesized proteins.